Messenger RNA from Coregonus sp. 'balchen', 5007 nucleotides. NCBI's taxonomy places the organism in Eukaryota, Metazoa, Chordata, Actinopteri, Salmoniformes, Salmonidae. The record is from the annotation of a GenBank genome assembly.
AUGGUAUCUGAGGAGGAGGUUGAUGCUGGCUUCAGGGGCCUGUUCACUAAGCUAGCUGGAGAUGUAAGUAUUAUUACCAACCAUUACCCUUACUGGAGAAUAAGACAUUAGAGAUCUAUACAAUCAGUCCAUAGAGAUCUAUACAAUCUGUCCAUAGAGAUCUAUACAAUCCGUCCAUAGAGAUCUAUCCAAUCAGUCCAUAUAGAUCUAUACAAUCAGUCCAUAGAGAUCUAUACAAUCUGUCCAUAGAGAUCUAUACAAUCUGUCCAUAGAGAUCUAUACAAUCUGUCCAUAGAGAUCUAUACAAUCUGUCCAUAGAGAUCUAUACAAUCUGUCCAUAGAGAUCUAUACAAUCUGUCCAUAGAGAUCUAUACAAUCUGUCCAUAGAGAUCUAUACAGUCUGUCCAUAGAGAUCUAUACAAUCUGUCCAUAGAGAUCUAUACAAUCUGUCCAUAGAGAUCUAUACAGUCUGUCCAUAGAGAUCUAUACAAUCUGUUUAUAGAGAUCUAUACAAUCUGUCCAUAGACAUCUAUACAAUCUGUCCAAAGAGAUCUAUACAGUCUGUCCAUAGAGAUCUAUACAAUCUGUCCAUAGAGAUCUAUACAGUCUGUCCAUAGAGAUCUAUACAAUCUGUCCAUAGAGAUCUAUACAAUCUGUCCAUAGAGAUCUAUACAAUCUGUCCAUAGAGAUCUAUACAAUCUGUUUAUAGAGAUCUAUACAAUCUGCUCUUUAACUUUGGCAAGCUAUUACUAUCAUACUAUACAAUUUUUAUAUGUAAAAUAUAUAAUAUGUCACUGCCAAAAAUAUCUAUAAUAUUUAAUGAUGUUAUUGACUGGGCGAAUGUACCUUUCAUAGUUUAAAUACAUUUCUCUCUAUUUGAUUUGUUAAUAGGAUAUGGAGAUUUCAGCAGUUGAGCUCAGGAAUAUUUUCAACAAAAUCGUUGCUAAGCGUGAGUGAAGUGCUUUCUGCUUUCUUUUGAGUCAUGAUUUUGUAUUUGUACUGACUAUACUGAACAAAAAUAUCAACGCAACAUGUAAAGUGUUGGUCCCAUGUUUUAUGAGCUGGAAUAAAAGAUCCCAUAAAUAUUUCAUAACGCACAAAAAGCUUAUUUUAUCUAAAAUGUUGUGCACAGGUUUGUUUACAUCCCUGUUAGUGAGCAUUUCUCCUUUACCAAGAUAACCGUCUCAGGGAAGCUCAUCUGCGUGCUCGUCAUCCUCACCAGGGUCUUGACCCUGACUGCAGUUCGGCGUCGUAACCGACUUCAGUGGGCAAAUGCUCACCUUCGGUGGCCACUGGCACGCUGGAGAAGUGUGCUCUUCACGGAUGAAUCACGGUUUCAACUGUACCGAGCAGAUGGCGUGUAUGGCAUCGUGUAUGGUGUGGUGUGGGCUAGCAGUUUGCUGAUAUUAACGUUGUGAACAGAGUGCCCCAUGGUGGGGUUAUGGUAUGGGCAGGCAUAAGCUACGGACAACGAACACAAUGCACAGAGAUACCGUGACGAGAUCCUGAGGCCCGUUGUCGUGCCAUUCAUCCGCCGCCAUCACCUCAUGUUUCAGCAUGAUAAUGCACGGCCCCAAUGUCGCAAGGAUCUGUACACAAUUCCUGGAAGCUGAAAAUGUCCCAGUUCUUCCAUGGUCUGCAUACUCACCAGACGUGUCACCCAUUGAGCAUGUUUGGGAUGCUCUGGAUCGACCUGUACGACAGCGUGUUCCAGUUCCCGCCAAUAUCCAGCAACUUCGCACAGCCAUUGAAGAGGAGUGGGACAACAUUCCACAGGCCACAAUCAAUAGCCUGAUCAACUCCAUGUGAAGGAAGAUGUGUCGCGCUGCAUGAGGCAAAUGGUCGUCACACCAGAUACUGACUGGUUUUCUGAUCCAUGGCCCUACUUUUUUUUUUAAGGUAUCUGUGACCAACAGAUGCGUAUCUGUAUUCCCAGUCAUGUGAAAUCCACAGAUUAGGGCCUAAUGCAUUGAUUUAAAUUGACUGAUUUCCUUAUAUGAAUUGUAACUCAGUAAAAUCGUAGAAAUUGUUGCAUGUUGCGUUUAUAGUUUUUGUUCAGUGUAUAAAGAGCACGUUUUAUGUAUAGUCCAAACUCUGUCCAAACUCUGUCCAAACUCUGUCCUAACUCUGUCCAAACUCUGUCCUAACUCUGUCCUAACUCUGUCCAAACUCUGUCCAAACUCUGUCCAAACUCUGUCCUAACGCUGUCCAAACUCUGUCCAAACUCUGUCCAAACUCUGUCCAAACUCUGUCCUAACUCUGUCCUAACUCUGUCCUAACUCUGUCCAAACUCUGUCCAAACUCUGUCCUAACUCUGUCCUAACUCUGUGAUGUGUCCUCUACAGGAACUGACAUAAAGACGGACGGCUUCAGCCUAGACACAGCCAGAAUCAUGGUCAACCUCAUGGAUGUAUCCUUUACAAGUAUUACAUACUGCGUCUCUAUACAGAGAGUGGUAUUCUGACUUGAGAUCAUAACUUGAAUUUUAACACAAGUGACAUCAAUGAAUAAGUUACAGAAAAAACGCUCAUCUCAGUCUUUUAGUUUUGAAUAUUGUAGUUUGUUGGGCAUGUUGUGUCCAGACACUUGUUUAACCUUAACUGUUAAGCAGGACAGUGGUAACGGCAAACUGGGUAUGGGAGAAUUUGCGACACUGUGGAAGAAGAUUCAGAAAUACCUGGUGAGGUUCUACUGAUUGUGUUACUGCUGUGGUAGCUCUGGUCCAGGGUGCUACAUAGGCUCAGCGUCAGCAAGCUGCACAUAAUGCCUUGGACCAGAGCUACUGCAGUAGGAUCUCUGUUGUGUAAGAUUGGACGGCCUUCAAGUGUUUACAUAGUGUAGUGUGUGUUUUACACAGUGCAAUCUCUCUAUAACAUUGGAAGGGAAACAGGGUGAAGGGAGAGGAGAAGAGGGAAAGAAGCGGCGAAAGCGAGAGAGAGAGAGAGAUGAAGAGAGAGAGAGAGAUGAGAGACCGAACAAACAGGAAGGCUAGAGCCAUAGAAGGAGAGUAAAAAGUUAGGAAAAUUCGAUCCGAGUAUCUGAGAGGCAGCAAGAAGAAAAGACGAUGGCCUUAGAAACAGAGAUGAGAGUUGAAGAGUGCGUAAAUCUAAAAACAGGGUAGAGUAAGAGAGUAUGAAAAGAAAGUAGAAUAUACUGCUAUUCAUAGUUGGAAAAGAAGAGUUAGUUAUUUAAGGUAAUCAUAAUCCAACUCAUAUAAAAAUAAAGCAUGAGACGUAUAAAGCGAACAAAGUCGAUCAUUGGAGAGCCAGCCCUCCCUCCCUCCCUCAUCCUCCCUCCAUCCCUCCCUCCUCCAUCCCUCUUCUCCCUCCUCCCUCUCUCCCUCCCUCCCACCAGUCCAUCUAUAAGAACAAUGACAUUGAUGGGUCUGGCUGUAUGAGCACACCAGAGAUGAGGAUGGCCUUGAGCAAAGCAGGUUUGUGGACAUGAAAUAAACGUCAUUUACACAAAUACUCAGGGGUCACUAAUGUAUGCACUGUCUACUGUCACUUUGAUAAAAGCUAAGUGGCUACUAUCUGCAUAUAUAUACUUAUACUGCAUUAUAUACGAGUAUACUUUGACUUAUACUCUAUAGUAUAGUACAGACAUUAUACUCAUAUAAAUAAUAAAUAAUAUGCAUUGAGACGCUUUAUAAGCACUUACAGUCAGCGGCAUACAUUUUUGUGUAUGGUGGCAUACGACCCACCACCUUGGGUUAAAAGCGCGUUCUUACAGUGAACAGAGGAAAUUAUUACGCAUCUACUGACUAUAUAUUAUAGACAUUACACUCCAUAUUAUAUUACAGACAUUAUACUGCAUAUUAUAUUACAUACAUUAUACUAUAUAAUAUUACAGACGUUAUACUCUAUAUUGUAUUACAGACGUUAUUCUGUAUAUUACCAGGUUCUCGGAGUGAAAUCCCAGGGGAACCCGGGUUCCCGCUGGAAAAUGAUUUUGAACUCCAAAGAUGUGCAUUUUACAUUGAAUUCAAGGAGUGACUUCAUCAUUCAUUUUGACAUGUAAAAAUUCACUGAAUUCAAGGAUUUUCCAUUGGCUGUUUCCCAGAGUGUUCCAUUUCCACCCCUGAUUAUAUAUACAGUAUCCAUUUUAUUAUUAGGAUCCCCAUUACCCGACGACAAUGGCGACAGCUAGUCUUAGUGGGGUCCGACACAUAAUGAAAAAGACAUUACAGAAAAAAGAAACUUUACAAUUUACAUACAUUUAAAAACAUUAACAUGCAGCGUGCAUCUUAUCAGUUACACAUACAUAUAAUCUACCUUCCACCAGGUUCUGAUGAUAUAUAAUCUACCUUCCACCAGGUUCUGAUGAUAUAUAAUCUACCUUCCACCAGGUUCUGAUGAUAUAUAAUCUACCUUCCACCAGGUUCUGAUGAUAUAUAAUCUACCUUCCACCAGGUUCUGAUGAUAUAUAAUCUACCUUCCACCAGGUUCUGAUGAUAUAUAAUCUACCUUCCACCAGGUUCUGAUGAUAUAUAAUCUACCUUCCACCAGGUUCUGAUGAUAUAUAAUCUACCUUCCACCAGGUUCUGAUGAUAUAUAAUCUAUCUUCCAUCAGGUUUCAGCCUGAACAACACUCUCCACCAGGUUCUGGCGGCUCGGUAUGGAGAGGCUGACAUGACCAUUGACUUUGAUAACUUUGUGGCCUGCGUCAUGCGCCUGGAGAUGAUGUUCAGUGAGUAGAACGUCUUAAUGCCACAAUCCUGAAUUUGUGUUUCAGCCAAACGGCAGCCCCGCCCGGCACUUGUUUGCCUAUAAAGCUGAGUGAUGGCCAUGGAGUGUAACAGUAGUAAAUAUUGCAGACUGUACCUUUUUUUAAUAUGUGGGUUACUUUUGGGAGUUGUGGAGAACCCGUCAGAUUAGGAUCAAAAGGAAAGCUUUGAUCAGAGUGUGUGUUAUAGAUGCUUACAUCUGAACCUCUCUCAACCUCGCAGAAGUCUUCAAGAAGAUUGACAUUGAUGAUACUGGCUAUAUUGAAUUGGAUUUCCACCAG